Bombus pascuorum is the source of this 923-nucleotide messenger RNA. RefSeq lists its product as uncharacterized. The transcript is spliced from 4 exons. Lineage: Eukaryota; Metazoa; Arthropoda; Insecta; Hymenoptera; Apidae. The coding region runs from base 94 to 747 and encodes 217 amino acids. The record is from RefSeq and is a predicted model, not a curated record.
GAUAAUGUAACAAUGUGUAUUGUCACGUAAGAUUUCGGUUUCGUUUUUCAGGUGCAAAAAAACUGUGAUGAAAUUGUACAUUCUUCGAAUUCAAUGGUUUUGAAGGUAAUCGUUAUUGGUGCAAGAAAGUGUGCUGAAACUGUGCAUUCUUCGAAUUCAAUGGCUGUGGAGUCGUCUUCAGUGGCAAUCGAUCAUGGAUUUUCCCCGCGAAAAUUUAAAACUACUUGUCCUUCUGCAAAUGAGAUAAACAUAAAGGAAGAGAAACUUGAUCCUACCGAGACUUCUGAAAAUGAAAUAUUAAGAAUUUUUCAAGCUUUGUUGCUGUCUACCUGUAUGUUACUUCUGAAUUAUCAUAGCGUCCGUUAUGGUCGGACAGAGUAUAGUAUCUUGGAAAAUGGUGAAAUUGCUUCAGGUUAUGCUCAUAAAGCUGUGAUCACUUUAACCUUAGGCUACUCUAUGCCUUAUACGAUCGUUUCUUUCUUCGCCAUUGGCAUGCUUGCUUAUUCUUUGAUCUCGAAAAAUCCACGUUGGAGUCUCCCAUCGAUAGUUCUCUAUCUGGCUGAUUUGGUUUGCGGUAUCAGCGAGGCCAUUGUCGCUAUUUGGUUAUUUUUCUCCUAUUUCCCAUUAUCGACCGCUCUGUCUUACACGUUAGGAACAAUUUUACUGAUAUGUAUGUUUCAGUCACUUAACACGUAUAUAUUUGCUUUUCGAUCAUACAGUACUCGAAUGGUAAAUUUUGCCAUUUAGUCGGAGAAAUUUGGAUGUGGCUGGGCGUCCUUCGACUGUACGAACAUAGAACCUUCAAAUGAAGCGUAGGAUCGACAUUCACGAGGAAAGGAGAAAACUCGAACGAAAGAGCGAAUACAUAAUUUCUCUAAAAUUAUAUUUUAUAAGCUACAACGUGUACAGUUUGUAAUAAAAUA